This is a messenger RNA of Tricharina praecox, 752 nucleotides long. RefSeq lists its product as uncharacterized. Bases 141 to 659 code for a protein of 172 amino acids. The record is from RefSeq and is a predicted model, not a curated record. The transcript is spliced from 2 exons. Lineage: Eukaryota; Fungi; Ascomycota; Pezizomycetes; Pezizales; Pyronemataceae.
GGCCGGUAGGAAGGUAUGUAGGUAAGCAAGUCAACUGUUAGACACAGACAAUUCUGUGUGUAUGUACGUAUCUGCAGGGCCCGAAUAGAUUGGACUGGGCUGGGUUGGGUCAGGGAAGGUAUCGUAUCGUUCUACAUCAGAUGGCGAGGCAGCGGGCAGGAGAGAUCGGACAGGACAGGACAGGACAGUGGACAAAGCCAAAGCGGAGAAAGAAAAAGGGAGGGUGGAGGGGAUGGAGGGAUGGUUGGAGGGAUCAUCGGACCAGGGCGAACAGGACUGUGGCUAUGGCUUUACGUUCGAGGUCUGUCUGGCUGUCUGUGUGUCUCGGGCUGAUUCCCGGCACUGGCAACGGGAGAGCGAAGGGCGGCGGAGGGCGGGCGAUCCUCACAGGCUCGCUCGCACGCCAGACACGCACAUCCUGGUCGAAUGACGACGAAACCACAAGCCCACAACUCCACAAGUCCAGUGUCCACACCUCUCCCCCCAAGCGGCACGCCAGUUACGCCAGUUACGCCACAGCGCAUAGCCACAGCGCUCAUCGGACAAGUUACAACCCCCGGCAGUUACUUACACAUCUUAUGAUUGCUCGGGGGCUUGCUUGCUUUGCUAUUCCUAGAUCCCCGUCCGCAGCGAGACUGAGACAUUCUCGAGUACUCUAGCACGGCAGCCCCCGACUCCCCGAGUUUCGGAAGUACUCACAAUGCACAUAGUAGAUAGUACCGGUACGAGGAUGCGCGGGCACAUUUAAACUG